AUGAAAAUAACAAUCACAGAUUUGAAAAAUUUAUGUAAAUUUAGUUUAGCAAGUGGAAAUGCAGUGAUCCCUUUCAUAUCAUAUAUGUAUUUGGGAGAUGACAACUUAGUCUCAUUGAAGUCUUUUUCGGUUUUUUCGGGAUCACUCUUUAUGGUAUUUAGAUGUAUUAUUAUGAACAGGCUAUGGCAAGUUAAGCUUUUAAUUAAGUAAUUGAAUGGAAGCAAGAUAAAGUUAUGACACGUACAUGUAAUCGUCCAAUUCCAAUCCAACGACUUACUCGUUUUUAAGGAGGAUUGAUAGGAUUUGCAUUUUAUGCAGCUUCUAAUAUCCUGAUGUAUAAUGUAUAUUUAUUAGUGAUUUAGUGUUUGCCAACCAAUGCCUUAUUAAUUAACAAUUUUAUUUUCUUCUCUUACUUGGGAAUCUAUACAACUUUGAAAACAAGAUCUCCUAUUAAUACAUUAAUUGGAGCAGUAAUAGGAGCUCUUCCAGUAUUAUUAGGAGCUGCUUGUGUAAAUAAUGAUAGUUUGUAUAAUUUGGGAAUGUGGGGUAAUUUUGGAUUCAUGUUUUCAUGGUAAAUCAAUCAUUUCUAUGGAAUAUAUUGGAAAUAUCAGAAGGAUUAUUUAAGAGCUGGAUUUAAAAUGGUAAAUGACAGUGCAGUUGCUAGUAGACAUAUGAAAAUAUGUUUAGCCAUUAAUGGGUUGAGUUGGUUUGGAACUGCAUCUCAGCAUUCUUAGCCAGAAUUAAAAUUUAUCAGUUGUAUCUCGGGAUUAUUGUCAUUAUACUUUUGGAAUUAUAGAGCAAUAAAAUUAUUUGAAGUAGAUCCAUCAAAAAAUGUAUGAAAAACAAACUUAUUAGUUAGGCAAACUAUCUUAAAAAAGCCUCCUACAAUUUUUUCUUGGUCUACUAUACUUUAUUAUUAAUCGAUAUAGGAAUCAAGAGAUAUUAAUAAUAAUAAAAACAUUGA
Molecule: messenger RNA, 964 nt
Organism: Paramecium primaurelia
Lineage: Eukaryota; Ciliophora; Oligohymenophorea; Peniculida; Parameciidae
Source: the annotation of a GenBank genome assembly